Molecule: messenger RNA, 2034 nt
Organism: Olea europaea var. sylvestris
Lineage: Eukaryota; Viridiplantae; Streptophyta; Magnoliopsida; Lamiales; Oleaceae
Product: cytochrome P450 86A22-like
Exons: 2
Coding region: 314-1906 (530 amino acids)
Molecular function (GO): oxidoreductase activity, acting on paired donors, with incorporation or reduction of molecular oxygen; monooxygenase activity; iron ion binding
Source: RefSeq, a predicted model, not a curated record
UCACUUUUUUCUUCUUCAGCUCCUCUGUCACUCCCAGAUCUCUCUCAUCCAUUCUUACCUUCUCUAUCUACAUGUGUACCUCUCUCUCUUCUGUUCAUCUCUUCAUCACAUUGUAGCUUUUUUCAUUCUUUCUCUCACAAUUUUGUUCCAAAUAUGUAUCCCAUAAAUUUUUUUACAGCAUUUUUUCAUCUGGGAUUUUGAUUUUUAGCUUAUAUAUAUAAGCUUGAAGCUCCACAUUACAGUUGAUAAAAAAAGUACUUUUUUCUCCUUUUAGCUUAUUUUUUCUGAAGGCCGGACUUUUGCAACUGGACCCAUGGAUAUCUCGACGGUUAUGAUGAUUUUAGCACUCGUUGCAGCUUAUUUGAUGUGGUUCAGAUCCACUACAAGAUCCAUGAAAGGGCCCAUGGGCCCAAGAAUGUGGCCCAUUUUGGGUAGCUUACCGGGCCUGAUCGCGAACAACAAUCGGAUGCAUGAAUGGAUAGCCGACAACCUCCGCACGUGCGGUGGCACGUACCAGACAUGCAUAUGUGCAAUUCCGUUUUUAGCCCGGAAGCAAGGGCUCGUGACCGUAACAUGCGAUCCAAAGAAUUUAGAGCACAUUUUGAAGGUGAAGUUUGAAAAUUAUCCCAAGGGACCUACUUGGCAAGCUGUGUUCCAUGAUCUACUAGGUCAGGGUAUCUUCAAUUCGGAUGGUGACACGUGGCUAUUCCAACGUAAGACGGCUGCAUUGGAAUUUACCACCCGGACCCUCCGACAAGCCAUGGCUCGGUGGGUGAGUCGAGCCAUUAAGCUGAGAUUCUGCCCAAUUUUACACACGGCCCAAGUUGAAGGAAAGGCGGUCGAUCUGCAAGACCUUUUGUUACGGCUAACGUUUGAUAACAUAUGUGGUUUAGCUUUUGGGAAGGAUCCACAUACUCUUUCUCCGGGCCUACCAGAGAACAACUUCGCUUCUUCUUUUGACAGAGCAACCGAAGCCACCCUUCAACGAUUCAUUUUGCCUGAAUUUGUAUGGAAAUUGAAGAGAUGUCUUCGGCUUGGAAUGGAAGUCAGCUUGAGCGGUAGCCUAAAACACGUGGACGAUUACAUGACCAAUGUCAUCAAUACACGUAAGCUCGAGUUGGUGAGCCAGCAAAAAGGUGGGGCCCAACAUGAUGAUUUAUUAUCAAGAUUCAUGAAGAAAAAAGAGACCUACACUGAUAAGUUCCUCCAACAAGUUGCACUCAAUUUUAUCCUCGCCGGACGUGACACGUCAUCGGUGGCGCUCAGUUGGUUCUUUUGGUUGGUAAGCCUAAACCCUAGAGUGGAGGAAAAAAUCUUGAUUGAGAUUUGUACUGUUUUAAAGGAGAUUCGCGGUAAAGACACUACAAAAUGGGUCGAUGACCCCCUAGUGUUUGAAGAAGUAGAUCGAUUGAUAUACCUUAAAGCAGCACUGUCGGAAACACUUAGGCUAUAUCCAUCGGUUCCAGAGGACUCCAAACAUGUCAUCUCUGACGACACAUUGCCGGACGGCACCUUUGUUCCUGCCGGUUCGAAUAUCACUUAUUCGAUAUACUCAACGGGUCGAAUGAAAUUUAUUUGGGGGGAUGAUUGCCUAGAAUUCAAGCCAGAAAGGUGGUUGUCACAAGAUGGCAAGAAAUUUGAGGCCAAGGAUCAAUUCCAAUUUGUUGCAUUCAAUGCUGGCCCUAGAAUAUGUUUGGGGAAGGACUUGGCUUACUUGCAAAUGAAGUCGAUUGCAGCAGCUGUGUUGCUCCGCCACAGUCUCAAGGUGGCGCCGGGACACAGGGUGGAGCAAAAAAUGUCAUUGACAUUGUUCAUGAAGGAUGGUCUGAAGGUCAAUGUGCAUCCAAGGGAUUUGACUCCCAUACUGGCUAAAAUUGGCAAAGAGGGUGAAUUGAUACAAUCGUGAGACUGCCUGUUGAACGUCCGAUGGCACCUUGCUCCGACCUGAGCUAUGCAACAACGAGAUCCCCCUUGAUUUAGAUAUAGCCCUUGUUUGAGCCACAUUCUUGCUGAAAAAUGUAUUUUUGAAUAGUU